Messenger RNA from Acanthochromis polyacanthus (spiny chromis), 3563 nucleotides. Its product is annotated as ribonuclease inhibitor-like. Bases 1 to 1077 code for a protein of 358 amino acids. The record is from RefSeq and is a predicted model, not a curated record. NCBI's taxonomy places the organism in Eukaryota, Metazoa, Chordata, Actinopteri, Pomacentridae. The transcript is spliced from 6 exons. Gene Ontology annotation, molecular function: protein binding.
AUGGAGCCAACUGUCAAUGCAGAGAGUACUGGGACAGUAAAAGGCUUUGUCCACAAAGUCAAGGUGAGACCUGAUGUGCAGCCUGUGCAGAUGAAGCUACGUCGUCUGCCCUUCGCCGUACGUGACCAAGUCUCUGAGGAGCUGCAGAGAUUGGAGAAGGAUGGAGUGAUUGAGCGCAUCGACUCCUCACCAUGGGUUUCGCCCAUUGUGGUGGUGAAACGCAAGUCCAGCCGGCUCAGAAUAUGUCCAGAUCUCCGUGAGCCCAAUAAGGCGGUGAUUAUUGAUAGCCACCCCUUGCCACACAUCGAGGAGAUGUUUCAUGAGCUGCGAGGAGCACAGAUGUUUUCAUCCAUCGACCUGCAGAAUGCAUUGUGGUACUGCAAUUUGUCAGAGAUCAGCUGUGAUUCUCUGAUCUCAGCUCUGAAGUCCAACCCCUCCCAUCUGGAACAUCUGGACCUGAGCUGGAACAAGGAGCUGAGGGAUUCAGGAGUGAAACAUCUGAGUGGUUUUCUGGAGAGUCCAGACUGCAUCCUGAAGACUCUGAAAUUGGAGGGCUGCAGUUUGUCAGAGAUCAGCUGUGAUUCUCUGGUCUCAGCUCUGAAGUCCAACCCCUCCCAUCUGGAACAUCUGGACCUGAGCAGGAACAACCUGCAGGAUUCAUCAGUGAAACAUCUGAGUGGUUUUCUGGAGAGUCCAGACUGCAUCCUGAAGACUCUGAGAUUGGAGUACUGCAAUUUGUCAGAGAUCAGCUGUGAUGCUCUGGUCUCAGCUCUGAAGUCCAACCCCUCCCAUCUGGAACAUCUGGACCUGAAUAUCAACUCCCUGCAGGAUUCAGGAGUGAAACAUCUGAGUGGUUUUCUGGAGAGUCCAGACUGCAUCCUGAAGACUCUGGAAUUGGAGAAAUGCAGUUUGUCAGAGAUCAGCUGUGAUUCUCUGGUCUCAGCUCUGAAAUCCAACCCCUCCCAUCUGGAACAUCUGAACCUGAGAAGAAACAACCUGCAGGAUUCAUCAGUGAAACAUCUGUUAGAUCUUGUGAAGAGUCCAGACUGCAGCCUGAAGACUCUGGAAUGGAAGUGAUGCUGAUCAGGACGGUGUUUGUGCUGAGAGGAUGAAGUGUGUCCUGAUGAUCCAGAGGUUGAAGCAGCAGCAGCAGCUGGUGUGUAGAGACUCUGACUGGACCAUGUUACUGGGAACCAGUGUAAAGUGUGUUGUUGUCACUGUGUAGUUUAGUGUUGCAGCUCCACACUGAAUGAUGGAGAACUGCAGUUAAUGUUGACAUGAUCCGUUGGAGGUUGAUGUCAGGUUGCAGAGUGUGCAGUAAGUUUCAGGAUGUUUGUGUCAGUGCAGGAUUAUAUUUGCGUUGAUUUUCUAUUUCCAGCUGCAGUCAAAGUUGUUGAGCUUCUCUACCUGCAGCACAUUGAGCUGAUGAGAACAAAGUGUCCUGGAAACAUGUCAGCUGAAGCCUUGGUGCCCAGAGAGAGUUUGUUUUUCUGUGUUUUGAUCACAUCAUGUUGAGGUGACAAACUGAAGAUGAAUCCAGUUUAGUCCUCAAAGGUCCAGCAGCAGCUCUGAUUGGACCAGAACCCGAGCGCUGAUCCAUCAUGGCAGCAGCAGCAGCUCGUCCACGUGGCUCAUUCUGCCUCAGUUCACCGAAUGCUCCACGUCUGAGCCUCUUCAACUUCACUGAUGUGUUUUAAGGUGUGAAUAUUGAGCUGAUCUCCUGUAAAAUCUGUAAAAAGAUGUAAAAAGAAACAUAUUACAAUCAUGGAGAGCUGAUUUGCAGAAAAUUUAACAGAGGAAGAAUGUUCCAGAGCUUGCUAUCGCUCAAACACAAUCCGUGGAUUCCAACUCUAAGUUGCUGCGAUAUAAAUGGUUAAGUAGACAAUAUAUAACCCCAAGUAAGCUGCACCUUUUUAAUCCAAAUAUUCCAGAUACUUGCUUGAAAUGUCAGCAACAGAAAGGUUCUUUAUUUCAUUGUUUGUGGGAAUGCCCCCUGAUCCUAUCUUUUUGGGAAAAUGUGUUGAGUCUGGCCAGUCAAAUCACUGAGAAGGAGGUUCCUCUCAAUCCAAAGUUAUGCUCCAAGAAUGAAAAAUCUCUACUAAGUAUCUAUUUUUUGAGGCUAAAAGAUGAAAAGCCUGUUCAUGGAAAAGGGAUAAACCUUGUACCACCUCACAGUGGUUAAAGGGGAUGUCUUUUUAUUUGGCUCUAGAAAAGAUCAGUUUUGCCUCUAAAAAUAAGCUUGACAAGUUUUGGAUGAUAUGGAAAGUUUUUGUAAUUUCCUUGAGCAAACAGAUGUCAGAGUUGAUGGCUGGAAUGAUGAUCUGACCUGAAGACUCUUAUCUUUGCAUUGUGUCUUAUUUUAGUAUUAUAUAUGUUUAAACUUAUGUACAUGUGUGGGUGGAUGGUAACAUUUGUAUACUAUUAUUAUUUGUAUUUGUAUUUAUUUAUUAGUAUUAUAAUGUAAUAAUUUACUUUUCUUUGUAUAUUACUUCUAAUGAUUUUUUAUCUACUUUAUUCUUUUUUUGCUUUCUUUUUCAUCAUUACUGCUAUUGUUAUUGCUUAUAUGUGCCUUCAUGUUCUGUGUCGUUCAUUAUUUGUAAAAUUUCAAAAAUUGCAAUAAAUAUAUGUUUAAUAAAAGAUGUAAAAAAAAGUUAAGCUCUCAGCUUAGUGGAUGCUGUGUACUCACUACUGUGGGUCAGACAGGGUUAGAGUCAGCACGAGGUAAAGAACAUCUUCACACAGCCUUUUUCUACCCAGUCUUAGAUCAGCUGCUUAAUGAGCUGAACAGACGGUUGUCCAGCAGAAAUUGUCCCUUUAUGAAGGCGUCCAAACACUAAACCCCAACAGUGAUGCAUUUCUCCAUGAGGCUCUGUUUGCAUUUUCUGGAAUGUAAGAUUCAAACAUUGAGGAUUUGGGGCAUAAACUACAUCAGUUCAGAUGAAUUUUAAACAGAAAAAUCCAUGAUGGUAAGCAGAGACCCUCUGGUGUUGUAGAGCUGACAUCAUUCAUUGAGCCUGAUAAAGAAGUUUCUGUGUUUUAUUUUAAAUGUGCAUAAUAGCAGUUUCACUUCCAGUUAGCACUACUUCUUGUGAACAAAGUUUUUCAGCUCUGAAGCUGCUGAAAACUUACCUCAGCUCCACCGUGGCAGAUGACAGACUGAGUCAUUGAGGUGUUUUAAGCUUUGAGUCAAGAAGGACAAAGUCUUUGAAUCUUGAUGCAUUUGUUGACAUCGUUGCAAGAAACCAUAAAAACGGCAGAAUUCAGUAGAAGUAACAAACUGAAGCUGAGCAGAAAUAACAUGCUGAGGAGUUUUUCUGCUUUUUUCAGUCUGGGUUGAAUGUGCAUUUCUUUAAAUGUUUGCACGACACAAGAAAACCUGUUGAGUAAAGUUGAUAGAAAUAAUUGAUAGAAAAAGUUGAUUAAAAAACUGUUUAAUUUGCACGACUAAAGACUAUAAAUAAGGUGUUGACGUGUUUAAAUUUGUUGAGCCACAGACUUAAAUCCUUUUUAUUUAUCUGUUUGCCAGAAGCAUCCAUUAAAAUAAAAUGCCGUAUGAUUUUGAA